Molecule: messenger RNA, 5331 nt
Organism: Lecanosticta acicola
Lineage: Eukaryota; Fungi; Ascomycota; Dothideomycetes; Mycosphaerellales; Mycosphaerellaceae
Source: the annotation of a GenBank genome assembly
AUGGACCGAAAUGGCGAGCGCGAUCAAUCGCAGGAUGACGAUGGCUUGCGCCAGCUCGAACGGGACCGGAUCAGCAACGACCACAAGCUGAAGAGCCGGUUCGAACACAUCUUCCGCAAAUAUGAGCACGACUUCGAGGGCGUUGGAGAUGAGAUCGAUAUACAGAGCGGCGACAUCGUAGUCAACAAUGGUCAUUUGCAACACAUGCGGUAUGAGGUGGAUCCUGGCAAGGGCGCGUCGUCACGUUUCGUCAGAACAUUCCAAGAGAAGCUGGAUCAAGAGAGUGAGACUGGAUCAUCAGGCGAAGAUGAGUCGUUGGAAGACGAGGAUGACGACGGUGAAGAGGACGACGAAGAGAAAUUGACGGAAAAUGACACAUCUGAAGUUACCCGGGGAGAGCUCUCAGAUCGAGGUUCUGUGGACACCUUUGCGAGUUCGGGCCUGCGACGCUCCUUGAGACCUUUCAGCGAAAUGGCCAGACCUGCACCAAGACUGGCACACCUCCUUGUCGGCGAAGGGGCUUCUCCACAGGCUCUUGACUCCCCGGGCGACACCGAUAGUCAAUAUGCCAGGUCAACGCCGUCGAUUGCUUCCACACCAUCUAACAUCCUCGGAAAGGUCCCGAACCUACGCCAAUCUGUACUGUCCCUCAAUGCCAGUCGCCAGGAAGCCGGUUCUGACACCAUUCAAGCAUUGGGCGUGACUAUCGCCAACCAGCUUGCCCAAUUGAUGGCCGGUCCGUCAAAGAAGCGAAAGAGGAGGCCUCAGCAGCAAAGACGAUGGACUGAAAGCCGAGACCCAGUAUGGGGUUAUCCUGAGAUUGGCCGAGCGUCUCCUCGAAAUCAACCUCGAAGCCCGAGCCCCGUUGUGCCGCUCCAGAGAUCAUCUCCUCCAACCGCUACCCCUGGCGGGCAAUCUCUCUGGGCGCCUUCCGAGUCUGCGCAAUCCAGAAAGCGCCGACGCCUGAAUUGGCACCAGCCGCAGAUGCAGGAGUCCAGUUCUGGCAUUGUCAGCCAACAUGCUAGUACUCUGCUAUCGUCGGGAGCCCGUACGAGUGCCGACGUGAGGAGAUGCUGGAACUGCAGUUUGACUCGGACAGAGAGUUGGCAUGAAGGACCACAUGGUCAAGAUUUGUGCGCAUCCUGCGGCAAAUAUUACGAAUACCACCGACGGAUGAAGCCAUUUGAUUCACCCACGCCCUCGCUUGAGGACGACGAGGAAGGUGCACAGGAAGAACCACGAGAAGCACAGAUGAACGUAGAGGGCGAUACGAGAGCGACGGAAGAUCUGACACGACAAGACCAACUGGAGACACAACACUCGCUAGGACCACGCCCGCAUCUCAGACCGCCUGAUGCCUCAGCUUCUGUAUCGCUGAAGAAGCAGGCGCAAUUGUCGGAACAGUAUAUCCCGUCAGAUCGCCUCCAGGACUCGACUUCGGGGGUGCGUCGGGCACACCCUACAUCUCCGACAUUGGACUCUCGUCAACGCCACUUCGAGAGUCAUAUGCACGAUGUUGAGCAAGAGCGCUCUGGCUUGGCCGAACCGCUGGUCUCCCAGGAGGCCGCCGAAAUUUCUGAGCUGGUGGAAGAUAUUCAAGAUGGCGAAACAGCAAACCACGCGAAUCGAGGAAAUGAGCGCCCAAGCACACCGGAACCCCUUACAGGUAGCACAGUAAGCCCAUCUGGAUACUCCGCUAAUACUUCGCGCCCAAUACUCAACUCGCCUUCGGGCUGCAAAAGGAGUGCAAAGUACACAGUUGAAGAGGACGCGAAGAUCAUAAAACUCAAAGAAUAUGACUCACUCUCAUGGGAGACCAUCCAAGAUUGUUUCCCUGGACGGUCGCGCUGGGCUAUACAAGCCCAUUACAACCAGUACCUCCGUCACUACCCAAGUUUAGGCCGAAAAUAUUUAAACGCCCAACUUGGUAUCCUGCCUGACGCUACCAACACUGUUGUCAAUUCGUCGCUGUCGAAAGACAAUGCAUGGAACAAGGAGCAAGAUGAACUAUUGAUUGAGCUGCGCAAAGAUAAAGAGCUUCCAUGGACUGAGAUCGCAGGUCUCUUGCCUGGACACACUCCUGGGGCUGUAGAACAACGCUAUGGCAUGCUAUUAGAAGCUGCCAGGAGGCAUCACCCGGAACUUCAAGACGAGGAGAGUUUGUUGGACUCCGAUCUAGCUUCGGCAAUUCGACGAAAGGACCGCUUCUCGGCUGAGGAGGAUGCCAUGAUCGUACGCCUGAGAGAGGUUGAUGGCCUCAACUGGAGCCAAAUUGCGGAAAGGUUUCCCUGUCGUCAAAUUCAUUCGGUUCAGAAGCGUUAUUCGCUUGCACUCGAACCUACGAAACGAAAGAUAAAGAAGACAAGCAGAUUCGACCCAAUCUGGGGCACCAUGGAGGAUCGUCUGUUAGCCGUCGACCCAAGUUUGGCCGGCGGCGCGGCAUUCACACCAGCUGAGGACCAAUUGAUUAAGGAUUUGAAACAACAGGAAUUACUCAGGUGGCACGAGAUUGCCGCGAGACUUCCAGGUCGAACGUGCAAGGCAGUUCAGCAUCGGUACGCGUACAGAUUCUCCGAUGCUCUACCCAUCGAAGAAGGGACAUCAGGUACUUUACAAGAUGAAGACGUAUCACACCUUGGGCUUGCUGGAAGGCCGUCCAGGAUGGGCGUCGCCGAGGAACAGCCUAGAGUGGGCCCCGGCGCAAGGAGGCCAUUUACCGAGAAAGAAGAUAACCUGAUCAUGCAUAUGAAGGAAGUAGAGGACCGCUCAUGGAAAGAGAUCGCCCUCGAACUCCCGUGGAGGAACGCCAACUCCGUCGCUUCUCGUUAUCGGGAUGUUCUUCGAUAUCAAAACCAGGAACAGCCCUCCCGUCGCGAUCGAGGCACUUCACCAACCCAGGACUUGACAUUGACAGCAGGCGAGCCGUCCGAUAAGCAGGUUCGCCUCGUGCGCUACACGCCACAAGAGGACAGCUUGAUUAUUCGGCUUUACCAACGAGGCUUGCAUUGGGCCGAUAUAGCCGCACAACUACCUGGUAGAACCCAAGGAUCUAUACAGAAUCACUGGUCGUCGAAAUUGAAGUAUACUGUUCGGAAGAGUCUCCCAGGCACUUCGAAUGCGCAGCGAACGGACAGUCCUCUUCUGAGAAAAGCUGUUAGUAAUCGACUUCGAAGGCGCACCGUCCAUAAUCAGCCUCUACAUGACAGCCGCACUGGAUCAGAAGAGGUCGAACCUGAAAAUGACGAUGAUGUAUCUUCGUUGCUGUCGGAUGCAAACAGCAGUCUUGAUGAAGUCUCCUUUGAUCAUGUCGAUGAUGAAUGCGAGGCCAACGACCUUUACGACAUGGGUCAAAAGGCGGCCGACGGAAAUCAGGAACAAGACUCUGCGAUGGCAAAGACACAAAUCGUUCAUUCCCUUCCUGGACCAUCUCACGGUAGCGACAUACAAAUGCUCGAGACUCUCUUGCAGGCUGCGACUCGUUUUGCUGUACAGCAGACCAAUCCGAGCCUCUUCGCGCGGAUCAGGGAUAUCUACGACCAAGACAGCAAUGAUCCACGAUUGCAUCGCCUGUUAGAGGUCGUGUCCGUGAGUUCCGCUUCAAGUUCAGACGUCAUUGCGACGCUUGAGCAUGUUGUCAAUGCUUCCCCCGACUCCAGCAAGAGCGCUACCCGCUCGUUGCAAGCUGCUCUCACGAAUGCCAAAACGCGCCCUGGCACUGGGAAGCCUCGCCCGACUCGCCAAGCUCCUUACCCGGACUCCCGCCGGCCGUUCGCUAUAGAGAGGCGCGGACAGCGCCUAGAGCAAGAGCCCUCCCUAGGGGUCGUGACAGAGCCAGCGGGGAUCGCCUUGUCACGCCACUCUGGCCAUGAAGAGAAUGAAAAGGCUUUGAUGGACGCCUUCGAGCCAACUCGUAAAUCAACUUCAACCAUGAAAGGGUCAUCGAAAGCAACCAAACCGCAAGGUGCUUCAAAGUCGUCGAAGAGGUCUACGAAGUGGCCUUUGGCCCGUGAAGGAAGUGCUGCCGGCAAUCGACGGUCGGCUCGGAACGAAGCACAUUGCGUGACCCCAGAAGCGACGCCGCCGCCCGUAAACUCGUACGACUCUCCUUCCUCUACGGGACAGCUAUCCCCUGAGCCUACUCUUGCAUCGCCAACACGUCCAGAGCUAUCAUUUUCUCAGCUCGUUCGCGUUGCAUUUGAGGCGAAUGCCCGCCCAAUGCAAUGCAAGGACAUAUAUGAGUGGGUAGAGACCAAUUACGAAUUCUACCGACUCAGCCCGCCGUCUUGGAAGGCCAGAGUCCGUGCAGAGCUUAGCGCGAACCCCUCAUUCGAGCGUACGAUCACAGCAGAGGGCGAGAGGGCCUGGCAGCUUGUUGAAGGGGUGGACACUGAACCAUGGGGGAUCACGCGUGGACCUAGAAGGAAGCGUGGUGUGCCACCAAUGCCGUUCGAAGAUCUAGACGUUGACGACUCGAAUGCUGCUCACGCGGACGGUGCUGAUACCGCGACAGCGAUCGUUUCGAAACAUUCUACAUCUGAUCCACUUGAAGGGCACCCUGAACAGCCAAUGCGAACAGACAGGCAGCCAGACAAGCGCAAUCCUGACAUCGAUGCCCCACAUCUUCAGGCGGAUGUUGUACCGCUGCAUGUUGGAACGGCAAAUGGCAUCAACAAGGCGAGCCACAAUGCUAAAAUUUGCCAAGAGUCGUCAAAUUUCACAGAUGUUGAUUUUCACGCACCCACGAGCCCCGUGAUACCGGACUCCGAAGCUGAGUCUGACACGGAAACGAUAGUGGUGGCUCCAGGUGCAGCGUAUCGAUCGCGGGAAGGACCCGAGAUUGGGCGCAAAGCUCAUGCCAAGCCUCGCAAAUUAGCUACGCAAAAGAAGAAGUCGUUGGCGAACAAGUCUAUUGCUCGAAAGAAGUCGCGUGCUAAUAGCCUUCUGGAGCAGCAGAUUAUAGAUCUCACCCAGCUGGACGACGAGCUCUCAUCCAAUCCGGCGCCACCUGUUGACUCGCCAGUGCCACCACUACCAGGGGCAGGCAACCAGUUUUCCAUUCCAACAAGAUUGAAACAGAAUAUAUCAGGAAUGGCUUCUUUCGGCUCACCGGGCUUUGUCAGAGUUUCUACACCGGCAAGAUCGUAUGGACCGGUCAAGCAUGAAUCUCCUAGUGUUAGAGCCUCGUCGGUCUCUAGAGGUUCUCCUCUGACCAUUUUCGUGCAGCGAUCUACGCCUGCACUUGCAGGAAGUGCGAGAAGGUCGAGUGGGUUGGCGAGGUUUGUGGAGACGCCUGUACGGGAAGUGGAUUCCGAUGAGGAUGAAUUAGCUUGA